GUCGAAAAGAGGCGGCGAUAACUCCUCGACUCCUGUUCGUACGACGCAGUACGAUUGUAACGUCACAAUGCGUAAACAAAACAAAACGUCUCAACAACUACAGUCUACAACGGGAUCGGGACCAGAGGUGGACAAGUCGACGGCGGAACCCGCAAUGCCCCAGACACCUUCUCUAGGGACUCCCGGUGAUCUGACUGAGCUAACGUCAGAAAUAAAACUUUUACGUGGUGACAUGUCAAACCUCAGGAACCAACUAUCUUCUGCUUUGGACUCCCUGGCUAAGUGCCAAACCCGUAUGGAUGAAAUAAACGGCAAACUCGCAGACACCGAGCGCCGGCUGCAGGCUUUGGAGGACCAGCAAUCGCAAAAUGUACGCAUUAAGGCUACAUUACAGGACCUUGAAAACAAGUACAACAUGCAAGCACAACUUGCUUUAAGAAAUGAAAUAGAAAUCAUCGGUUGCCCAGAAAUCAAAAACGAAAAUCUACAUCACACUACAAUGGCCAUAGCCACCAAGAUUGGUAUCAGUGUAUCGGAACUAGACAUAGACUUUGUUUCAAGAGUGGGACCCAUAAGAAAACAAUCCAGCAACGAGUCUAGCCAAGCACCACGGCCUGUGAUUGUACGUUUUGCCCGCCGGAAGGACCAGAGAGCGGGCGGGCCAGGCAAACUUCAAAUACUGUUGGACUCGAAGUGGAUUCAUCUACACAAGAAAGCGAGACGGUGCAGAGGCCAUCAAGAUCACCAGCUACGACUGUAUCGACCGCGUCUUUGGAUCUCCACAGCAGCCUGAACUUGCUUCUAAAGGC
Molecule: messenger RNA, 809 nt
Organism: Leguminivora glycinivorella
Lineage: Eukaryota; Metazoa; Arthropoda; Insecta; Lepidoptera; Tortricidae
Exons: 2
Coding region: 68-793 (241 amino acids)
Source: RefSeq, a predicted model, not a curated record